AUGUCGUCCUCAGACCACGACACGAGAGAAGAUAUCUCAAGAAUAGAAACGCACAACACCCAGGAAUCACAUACAUCCCGCACGGCCAAAACCAAAAAUGCUCUCACAAACCUCGCCAAAACCAUCACAGCACGCAGUAACGCCUCAAUGAUCGACCCCGGCCCGCCACCCGACGGCGGCGUAAAAGCCUGGACGCAAUCCUUCAUGGGCCACCUCGUCGUGUUCAACACCUGGGGCAUGAUCGCCACCUUUGGCGUCUUCCAGGCGCACUACACGACGGACCUGGGUCUGGAGCCGUCGGCCGUGUCGUGGAUCGGCUCGAUGCAGAUGCUAGGUCACUUUGCGCUGGGCAUGUUCAGCGGCCGCCUGUUCGACGCGGGUUAUUUCUACUGGGUCGUUGUCCCCGGGAUGCUGCUUGUGGCGCUAGGCACCAUGAUGACCAGUCUGUGCACGCGGUACUGGCAGUUUUUCCUCGCGCAGGGACUCGUCACGGGGCUGGGUUGUGGCCUGCAGUUUGCGCCGACCAUUUCGCUCGUCACGACGUACUUUAGCAGGAAUCGGUCCGUGGCGGUGGCCAUCAUGGCCAGUGGGAGUGCGAGUGGCGGACUCGUGUAUCCGACGAUUGCGAGGCAGUUGAUGCCACGGAUUGGGUUUCCGUGGACCGUCAGGGUCAUGGGGUUCAUAAUGCUAUGCGUGGGUAGUGUGUAUUGCUCGUUGCUCAAGCCGCGGCUCCCGCCGCGCAAGUCGGGUCCGCUGUUUGAGUUCAGUGCGUUUAGGGAGCCGCCGUAUAGUCUGUUUCUGCUUGGAAUUUUCUUGAUUGGGUUGGGGCAGUAUUUCGCGUUUUACUACAUCUCUUCUUUUGCGGUGGAUGUCCUGAGCGUUCCGUACGCAACGAGUGUCAAUGUUUUGCUUGUGCUCAACGGCGUCGGGAUAUUGGGGCGUAUGAUUCCGUCUUACUUUGCCGAUAAGUGGACAGGUCCGUACAACGUCCUGAUCCCGUUCUGCUUUGUUUCGUCUAUUGUUCUAUUUUUCUGGCCUUUAGUGCACAGCGAGGGUGGCCUGUACGGGUGGGCGGUAUGCUACGGCUUCUUCGUAGCAGGCUUUCAAGGCAUCUUCCCGGCAGUGCUGACGACCUUGACGAAAGACAUGAGUCGAGUGGGCACGAGGAACGGCAUGGGUUUCGCUAUCAUGGGUGUUGGUACGCUGGUUGGCCCGCCGAUUGCGGGUGCCUUGAUCCAGAGCCACGGUGGCAGCUACCUCGCUGCGCAGAUGUUUGGAGGCGUGACGGUACUGAUAGGAAGCUGUGUCUUAGUUAUUGGAAGGGCGGCCAUCACUGGAUGGCAUGUCAAAGUCCGAGCAUAG
Molecule: messenger RNA, 1362 nt
Organism: Didymella exigua CBS 183.55
Lineage: Eukaryota; Fungi; Ascomycota; Dothideomycetes; Pleosporales; Didymellaceae
Product: MFS general substrate transporter
Exons: 1
Coding region: 1-1362 (453 amino acids)
Biological process (GO): transmembrane transport
Cellular component (GO): fungal-type vacuole membrane
Molecular function (GO): transmembrane transporter activity
Source: RefSeq, a predicted model, not a curated record